Messenger RNA from Opisthorchis viverrini, 636 nucleotides. RefSeq lists its product as hypothetical. The record is from RefSeq and is a predicted model, not a curated record. The annotation marks the transcript as partial. NCBI's taxonomy places the organism in Eukaryota, Metazoa, Platyhelminthes, Trematoda, Opisthorchiida, Opisthorchiidae. The transcript is spliced from 3 exons.
UCGAAGGCUGCGACUGUGUCAUUUGAACCGCCGGAUGGUAGGCUAUAUGUUGGCAGCAAAGAUGUUAUCACGUGCGUUGUGAAGGACAACCCGACACAGGAUAAUCCGGGAACAUUCGCUCUAACAGCGGACCCUGACAAUCCAAGUCUGCUGUCCCUGGACAACAAAAAAGCUCAAAUCAAGCCACCCGCUGAUUCUGGCGUAUAUACGACUGCGGGAAAUACCUCGGUGACGUGUCGGUGGACCGGAGCUCCAGACGCAUUAGUCUUAUUAGGAUCUUUCUUGUGCGGGUUUGAAGUCCUCGAAGAUGCGUCGAAGGCUGCGACUGUGUCAUUUGAACCGCCGGAUGGUAGGCUAUAUGUUGGCAGCAAAGAUGUUAUCACGUGCGUUGUGAAGGACAACCCGACACAGGAUAAUCCGGGAACAUUCGCUCUAACAGCGGACCCUGACAAUCCAAGUCUGCUGUCCCUGGACAACACAAAAGCUCAAAUCAAGCCGCCCGCUGAUUCUGGCGUAUAUACGACUGCGGGAAAUACCUCGGUGACGUGUCGGUGGACCGGAGCUCCAGACGCAUCGGCGGAGAACACACUGAGGGUCGAGGUUUUGCGUGAGUUGCGCUAUGUUUCAUUCAGCCUG